AUGCACAAGCGCAAGCGCGAGGACGACACCAAGGUCCGUCGUCGCGAGCAGUGUCGAGCCAACCAAGCCCGAUACCGAGACAAGCAGCGCAACGCCCAGCUGCAGCUCGAGCAGAAUGUGGAGCUACUGCACCAAGAAGUCAGCAACUUGAAGCGAAGGUACCAAGAUCUGUCGUCGCGCGAGAGGAGCAGCCAGAGUCCCUGGAGCAUCGUGGCGGAGGUCUUCCACCUGCUCGAGAGCAGCUACCGGUCGCCCUGGCGCAUGACGAGCACCAAGGAGAUGAUGAGCCACCCGCAGACGCGACUGACGCUGGCUGUGCUGGAGAGGGCCUUCGCGCACGACGCCGCCAUGGGCGAACGACGCGGCGCUGACGCGCUGAUGGAGCAACUGCGACUGUACUCGCAGUGCUUCGGCGACCCUCGCCUGCAACUGAAGCGCAUUGAGUCCGUGUUUGCUGGUGUGAUGGCUGCGCGCGUGAGACUGAGUGUGACGGUGACGGAGUUCACGCUGAAGCACGUCUUCCCGCACCCGGAAGCAAAGGGCGGUGAAGCCAAUGGCCAAAGGCUGUACGAGCGUCUUCUCGGCCAGCGUCUCGAUCUCGACUGCACGAUGAACUUCCUCUUCGACGACUUGAGCUGCCGUGUUGCUCGCUUAGAGACUAAGGUUGAUCUGAUGACACCGUUGCUCCGGGUGCUCGGCAGUCUGAAGGAUGUGGCGAGCGUUCUCGAGAACGCCCGUGUCUCCUCGGAGUGCACCAUCGGUAGUCUCACUGAUUGA
Messenger RNA from Phytophthora sojae, 777 nucleotides. RefSeq lists its product as hypothetical. The record is from RefSeq and is a predicted model, not a curated record. The transcript has a single exon. NCBI's taxonomy places the organism in Eukaryota, Oomycota, Peronosporomycetes, Peronosporales, Peronosporaceae. Bases 1 to 777 code for a protein of 258 amino acids.